AGUUAUUCGAGUUUCCGGCUGAAUUUAAUCAGUAGUAAAAUUAUCACCCUAAAAAGUAAAAUAAACUGCAACAGGAAACUAGUAAUUGACCUCCACAAUGUCAUACAACCCCAAGUUUUCAUCUCAGCAGGCCUUUUUUGAUUCGAAUUCUUCUGCACUUCUAAAAACAAGCAGUCUUUGGAGAAGACUUCAGAAGACUUAUCUGCAACAUAAGUCAAAGCCAUUGCCUCCAGCAUUUAGAUCAAGACUUAAUGGUCCAUCUGCUUCCUGGAAAGUUUUUAAGCGUUUAAAAGAAGCAUGUUUAUUUGCUGAUUCCAAAACUAAGGAUUGUAUGAUAUUUUCAUUUGAAGAAAGGAUACCAACAAGCACUGGACAGAGACUGUUUCUUGUUGCUCAUCCACAGCAAAUGUGGUUAAAUCAUAGGUUGAGACCAUUAGAAGAAAGAUGCACCUAUGAGGUUAUACGUGAAGGCUUUCCCUGCAAACUUUAUUUUGAUUUAGAAUUCCCUACUUCUUGCAAUUCUGGGAAAAAUGGAGAUGAAAUGACUAGAAUAUUUUCUGAAUGUGUUAUUGCUCUUAUGUUGGAAAAAUAUAAUCUGAAAAUUCAACCUAUUGACUUUUUGUGGCUGGAUUCAAGCUCGGGUGAAAAAUUUAGCUGCCAUCUGAUUUUGCAAAUGAAGAAUAUGGCCUUCCAAAAUAACAUUGAAGUUGGUAAAUUUGUAAAUUUGCUUACUUAUAAUAUUCUGCAGAGGAUUGAGGUCAAUGCUAGGUCUGAAAAUCUUUGGCCAUCUGCAGAAGAUUUACGAACAUUGAUUAUUAAUACAAAAUGUGGUGAAAAGACCUUAUUUUGUGAUGAAGGUGUAUAUACUAAAAAUAGGAAUUUUCGUUUGUAUUUUUCAACAAAAUUCAAGAAAAAUGUACCCUUAGUUCUGUCGAAAUAUAAUCAAUACGUUCCUGAAGAAACUGAGAUAAGCUGCAAGGAAGAAAAUCUGUUUUAUGAUUCUCUCAUUACCUACUUCAGGUAUACAUUUUCAUUAUUUUUUCUAACUGACUCCUUACGAACCUGUGGGAAUGCUUCUUCUCUGUGUCCAGAACUAGACUCAUUUAUUUUGAAUUUAAUAAAAGAUGAUAAUACAAUUGGAUUUAUUAGGAAGUGGACUUCCCUUUCAAAAGAACAAAUUAUAAUUUAUGAUAUUGGAAAUUAUCGCUUCUGUAGAAACAUUGGACGUCAUCACAAAAGCAAUAAUAUAAUGAUUAUAGUGGACUUAAAAUCAAAAACAUAUUACCAGAAAUGCCAUGAUCCUGCCUGUAAAAGUGAAGGAUACAGAUCGCAAAGUUUUCUUCUUCCUGAAAAUGUAUCUAUUUUUGAAGUUCCUGAUGAUUUCUUUGAUUAUGAAAGCUUCUCACAACUUUCUGAUAUUGAAACAAAUAAUAGGAAGUCUUCUCCAAAAAGUAACAUGAAAUCUGAAAUAAGCAUCUCAUUAGAAAAUGAAUCUGAUCAAAAGACAGUUUGCUCCAAUUCAAUCAGAGUUAGUAAAAAAUUUCCUGAAAAAAAUUAUAAUCAUAGAUUGGUGCAAGGAAUGGAAAAUAAUACUAAUAUCUACGAUGGUAUGCAAACUCAGUUGUAUAAUCCCUCUGAACACAAAUUUUCUCAGAAAAUAGAAAACAGUUUCAUGGCUGAUUUUAAUAUUGGUGAAGUCACUGAAGAUUGUGAUUUUGAUUCAAGUUUUGAAUGUUAUCAAACAGAAAAAGAAUGUCAUGCAGAAAAUAGUGUUAGUGAAGAUCGACUUCGUUCAAAUUGUAUUGAUGAAGAAUUUAGCUGUGCAGAUAUAUCAGCCGAGGAAGAAAUGAUUAUCGCAGAAGUAACAGAAGUAAUUGAAGCAUCUUUCAGUGAUGAAGCAAUUUUCCAAGAAACUGUGUUUUGA
Molecule: messenger RNA, 1924 nt
Organism: Uloborus diversus
Lineage: Eukaryota; Metazoa; Arthropoda; Arachnida; Araneae; Uloboridae
Product: DNA-directed primase/polymerase protein-like
Exons: 15
Coding region: 98-1924 (608 amino acids)
Biological process (GO): response to UV; mitochondrial DNA replication; replication fork processing
Cellular component (GO): nucleus; mitochondrial matrix
Molecular function (GO): DNA-directed DNA polymerase activity; chromatin binding
Source: RefSeq, a predicted model, not a curated record